UGUCUUUAACGGGUACCCGUAGUAACACCGGAAGUCGUGCAUCCGUGCUACAGCAGAGAGCGUGUAACUCACUUUUUCCUGACUUUUCUGUGAUAUUUAUUUAUAUCUGAUUAAAUUUGUAUUAUCAUAUAGACAUAUUAUGGCUGGAAGUCGACUUGAGAAAUUCGGGACUGUAUUUACGCGGGUUCGUGAUUUAAUGCGAGCUGGAGUCAUCAAGCACGAGGAAAGGCCAAUCUGGUUUGAUGUGUAUGCUGCUUUUCCUCCAAAGAGAGACCCUCUCUAUGAGAAACCUGUGAGACCACUGAAGAUACAUGCAGCAGAUACCGUACCUGAAAUAUUAUACAAAGAGGAUGAAAUACGAGCGAAGUUCUUUGAGGUUUAUGGUAAUGGACCUAGAGCUUUUGAGCUCCUCAAGCCCAACUUUGUAUCACCAUGUCAGAGGUUUGUUAUGAAGUACAGUGAAUUAGAAAGCAGGGGGGAUGUCAAACCUGAGCUGCUGUUUGAAGAGACCGCAAAAGCGCUGCUCACAGAGGGCAUUUAUUUAAAAAAGAGAGGAGGACCUGCGCAGGUGGCACCACAGUCUCGGGACCCUUUGCUGAACAUGAAGUUGACUGACAUGUUGGCAGAGCAGCAAAGAGACACAGACACAGAGACAAAUAUUCCAGAGAAACAGCCAGAGGCAGAGACGGUGAACCCUGACAGACAGACAUCGUCAUAAAUGUCCACUUCUCCUCUGUUAGGACAACAUAAACUGCACCUGCCUCUAGCACAUCAAUGUGCUGGUCAGUCAUGCAUUUUGACGCAUCAAACACUGGGACACAGAUAUAAUUUGUACAGUUGUGGACACUAUGUAAACCCACAUGUGUCAAAUGAGUGAUGUUGAAGACAUGUUUGCAUAAUCAAAAUGGCUUUGGCUUGAGGUCUUUAUAGCCAAGCAGCUGGGGUUUAGUGAACGACUUUAUAAUACAGAUCUAGCAAGUGUUUCAUUUCUGUGAAAAGUGUCUAAUGUCUUGUGUAAUAAAAUACGUGGAGUGUUUAAUGAAAGUACUUUCAAGUCCAUUAACGCCAGGAGUGGAAAAGCAUUUGCGUUGUGAAUACUCAAUAAAGUGUUAUAUUUCCAA
Molecule: messenger RNA, 1121 nt
Organism: Onychostoma macrolepis
Lineage: Eukaryota; Metazoa; Chordata; Actinopteri; Cypriniformes; Cyprinidae
Gene: mrps23
Product: mitochondrial ribosomal protein S23
Exons: 5
Coding region: 140-718 (192 amino acids)
Biological process (GO): translation
Cellular component (GO): ribosome; mitochondrion
Molecular function (GO): structural constituent of ribosome
Source: RefSeq, a predicted model, not a curated record